Balaenoptera acutorostrata (minke whale) is the source of this 3052-nucleotide messenger RNA. RefSeq names its product heterogeneous nuclear ribonucleoprotein D like (gene HNRNPDL). Bases 721 to 1983 code for a protein of 420 amino acids. NCBI's taxonomy places the organism in Eukaryota, Metazoa, Chordata, Mammalia, Artiodactyla, Balaenopteridae. The transcript is spliced from 8 exons. The record is from RefSeq and is a predicted model, not a curated record. Gene Ontology annotation, molecular function: poly(G) binding; poly(A) binding. Gene Ontology annotation, cellular component: nucleoplasm. Gene Ontology annotation, biological process: regulation of gene expression.
GGUUGAGCGAGCGGGAGAGGCUCGGGGCACGUGCAGACGGGAGCCCCGCGAGUGGCGCGCCGGGGAUGUGAGUGCCCCUUGCCCUCUACGGCACCUAGCCCCCUCCCCGCCCACUGCCUCCGCUUUUGCAUUUUUACAGUAAUCCGACCGGGCGCGCGCCCCUCCUCCCGUCAGCCAGCGAAAGAGGCCGUUUGGAUCCCGGUCAGCCUGACUGCGUUGGCCCCGUUUCCGGCCUAUCGGUUAGAGAGGCCCGCCGCGCCCCCUCGGCCCGCGCGCCUGUAGCGGCAGCGGAAGAGGCGCCCGCGCCGCGCAGUUUUCCGGAGGGGCCGCCGCGCGCCCGCUUCCUGUUCGGCUGCGCCCAGCCAGCUCGAGGACAAAACACGCGUGCGCGCGCCGGACGGCAGGGCGCGCUCGCCGCCUCAGCCACCCGCGCUGGGCGCAGUCCGCCUUUUUCCGGAGCAGCGCGGCCCCGGUGCCAAUCGAUAGCAGCAGCUCCGCACUGGGGGACCGAGGGCGGAAAAAGGCGGGGUUGACGGCUCUUUGCUGGGAGUGGGCUGGACCGGACGCCAGAGACAAAGGCUCUCAAGGCAAGAGGGGCUGUGACGCUGCUCGGGAUUUUUGGCCCAGGACUUUUCGCCCCUUCGUUUUUCUCUUCUGACGCUCUUUUCCCAAGCCCCCGUCCCCUCACCCGCGACCUCGCUCCUCAGCGGAAGGGCCGCGAUGGAGGUCCCACCCCGGCUUUCCCAUGUGCCGCCGCCAUUGUUCCCCUCCGCUCCCGCUACUUUAGCCUCCCGCAGCCUCUCCCAUUGGCGGCCGAGGGCGCCGCGGCAGCUCGCCCCGCUCCUCCCUUCGCUCGCUCCCAGCUCCGCCCGGCAGGGGACGCGCCGGGCCCAGCGCCACGUCACCGCCCAGCAGCCCUCCCGAUUGGCGGGCGGGGCGGCUAUAAAGGGAGGGCGCAGGCGGCGUCCGGAUCUCUUCCGCCGCCAUUUUAAAUCCAGCUCCAUACAACGUUCUGCCGCCGCUGCUUCCGCGACACGGAUUGCGCGCCAGCGCCUCCCGGCCGACAACUCAGCCGCUAUGGAAGACAUGAACGAGUACAGCAACAUAGAGGAAUUCGCAGAGGGAUCCAAGAUCAACGCGAGCAAGAAUCAGCAGGAUGACGGUAAAAUGUUUAUUGGAGGCUUGAGCUGGGAUACAAGCAAGAAAGAUCUGACUGAAUAUUUGUCUCGAUUUGGGGAAGUUGUAGACUGCACAAUUAAAACAGAUCCAGUCACUGGAAGAUCAAGAGGAUUUGGAUUUGUGCUUUUCAAAGAUGCUGCUAGUGUUGAUAAGGUUUUGGAAAUGAAAGAACACAAGCUGGAUGGCAAAUUGAUAGACCCUAAAAGAGCCAAAGCUUUAAAAGGGAAGGAGCCCCCUAAAAAGGUUUUUGUGGGUGGAUUGAGCCCAGAUACUUCAGAAGAACAAAUUAAAGAAUAUUUUGGAGCCUUUGGAGAGAUUGAAAAUAUUGAACUUCCCAUGGAUACAAAAACAAAUGAAAGAAGAGGAUUUUGUUUUAUUACAUAUACAGACGAAGAGCCAGUAAAGAAAUUGUUAGAAAGCAGAUAUCAUCAAAUUGGUUCUGGGAAGUGUGAAAUCAAAGUUGCACAACCCAAAGAGGUAUAUAGGCAGCAACAGCAACAACAAAAAGGAGGAAGAGGUGCUGUAGCUGGUGGACGAGGUGGUACUAGGGGUCGUGGCCGAGGUCAGGGCCAAAACUGGAACCAAGGAUUUAAUAACUAUUAUGAUCAAGGAUAUGGAAAUUACAAUAGUGCCUAUGGUGGUGAUCAAAACUAUAGUGGCUAUGGCGGCUAUGAUUAUACUGGGUAUAACUAUGGGAACUAUGGAUAUGGACAGGGAUAUACAGACUACAGUGGCCAACAGAGCACUUACGGCAAGGCAUCUCGAGGGGGUGGCAAUCACCAAAAUAAUUACCAGCCAUACUAAAAGGGGACGUUGGAGAAAACAGCGGGAACUUCAUUGCAGGCCGUGUGUCACCCUGACCACGUCUAUCUCUGGGGGUCGCACGUUGCGGGCAGAGCGCAAGGCAUACACCAGAAAACGCUGUCCUGUGGUAUGGUCUCUUCCAACUUCAUGUACCAGCGUAAAGAUUAAAGUGGAAAACUUCAGACUUUGGCUUCUUUUUUAAUCUUUUUGAAGAUUAAGUGUCUAAACUUAACUUAAAUGGUUUUUUACAGGAGUUAAAGUACAUAAAUGCCUUUUUACAGCUUAAUCAUUUUGGUCUUCUGUUUAGUGUUGUAUUUCAAUUGUGGAGCCUCAUUUUAAGUGUUCAUUCUUUAAGAUUUAAUGCUUGCUUUUUCUUUUUAUAGCUAAUAGUGAAAUCUACAAACCAAAACAAGAACUUUAAAAUCUGGGAUAUAAAUUAAAGAUCAUAUGCACACAGAAAUUUGUUUUCUUGCAAUACAAGCCUAUUAGAAAUUCAUGUUUGUAAUAGCAUUUUACGUGGCUUACUAGAGAUGUUUCUAGUAGACCUUGAACCUAGCACAGUUCAACCUGUGAAUAUGGGAAGACUGCAUUCCCAGAUUUUCUCAGUAAAUUUUACUUUAAUAUCAUUUGGGAACUCCAGGGUGAAUUUAUUAAUUACCCAAACUGCGUUUUGCCAAUGAAUUUGCAUGUGAUCUUUAAUUAUUGAAGAAAAGAAUAAAGUGAGAACUUAAAACAAUUCAUGAAAGUGGACCUUUGAAAGCUUGUCAGAGUUUCACAAAUCUAAUUGCCAUUUUGUUUUUGUUUUUAGGAAGAGAUUGCUAAAGUAACCCAUCUUGCAGGACGACAGUGAAGAUUGGUCUUCUGUUGAUCUAAGAUGAUUAUUUUGUAAAAGACUUUCUAGUGUACAAGACACAACUGUGUCCAACUGUAUAUAGCCGCCAAUUAGUUUUUGUUUUUACUUUGUCUUUUGCUAUCUGUGUUACGACUCGACGUGGAUUUGUGUUUAUACAAAUUUUAUUUGUAUGAUUUCAUGUUAAACCUCAAAUAAAUGCUUCCUUAUGUGAUUGUU